This is a messenger RNA of Mizuhopecten yessoensis (Yesso scallop), 1872 nucleotides long. RefSeq lists its product as uncharacterized. The record is from RefSeq and is a predicted model, not a curated record. The transcript has 12 exons. NCBI's taxonomy places the organism in Eukaryota, Metazoa, Mollusca, Bivalvia, Pectinida, Pectinidae. The coding region runs from base 1 to 1872 and encodes 623 amino acids.
AUGACUGUCAUCUGCGUUCCUUCUUCCAGACGAACAUUCUUCGAACUGGCCUAUCAGCCUACUGAUUUCUGGUCCGGCUACCAUCCAACGUCUCAAGGCAGAUGGAUCCUCGAUUUUAGUGUGGAUGGUUUGAAUGCACCGACCUUUGAGAGUUCGUGGGUAACAUUGACCGCCCAGGCAGCAGCAGGAAGUCAACUUGUCAUUCCACAUGACCUCGGGGAAUAUCCGGUGAAAGUAGAUGUUCAGAUAAGGGUUGUGGAUAAUGGAAACUAUUACAUAUUUACUGGAUCCGGUUCAGCACAUCGAGAUGACGAUUCUCCCAGUUCGUAUGGUGGAGUUGUGUAUAUUUACAAUGCUGUAGACAUACGAGUAUAUGCACCAGACGGGGAGGGCUCUAUUUUGGCCGAAACAAGUGGACUAGUGGCAUUCACAGGUGGCGCUGGAAGAACAGGCUCGACUCUUAUUGGAGGAUCGUAUAUUUCCGGCGAGGUCAAGGUUCGAGCCUGGGCACUGUGUGAUAUUGGUCCUCCGGCAUUUUCCCAUCAGUGGACAGUUAUUAAUAGCGCAUCGGCUUACCACCAAAUAUCACAUAACUUGGGAGUAUAUCCGGACUUGGUCACAGUACAGGUAGCCCUUGGUUCCACUGAUUACUGGUCAGACGCCCAAGGAAGCGCCGGGAUAUCUGACAAUGCUCCGUUGUAUAUGAACAUUGGCGGUGUUCUGUUUGGGUAUGACACCACCAUGAUACGGAUAUGGGCUUCAAGCGAAGGAUAUGUUUUUAGUGCAUAUGACGGAUGGGGCUUGAACGAUGACUGGAGAUUUAAUUCGGGCCAAAUAAGAAUCAUUUGCUGGACAUUUCCGGCAACCGAAAUUCUUUUUGAGCACACUUUAACCAUGGGAAUAGGAUUGACGAGCAGUUAUGAGAUUGACUUCUCCUCUACAUUUGAAACAGAUGACAUACUUAUGUCAACCGAGAUCACAGUUGCAGAUGGAAAUAAUCCCGGGUUCCGUUUUUAUGGAACCGGUAACAGUUUAACUGAUGGAAGUGUAGCUCCAUUUGGCGGGGUUGCUUACGCUUACACUGAAACACAGAUUUUGUUAUGGCGGCCAUCCGACUCCUCCGGGGGUAAAAUGGUGUACCACGACGGUAUAUGGGCUGGCGGUCAGAUGUACCAAAUGUCAGAUACCGCGGAAGUCACAAUACGAAUUAUGACUGCUACAGGCACCGUGACGGGAGGAUGUGGGCACGGUAGCUGUGGCACCAGUCUAGACCAAGUCAGUGUAACAUGCACGUGUGAUCCUAACUGGACCGACAGUGACUGUAAAACAGCUGUGAUAACUACUACCACUCAGACUACAACUACUACUGUCGUUACUACCACUCCCACCCCUACGACUUCAACCAUUCCCGCCCCUACGACUACAACCACAACCGCUGCUACGACUACAACUACUUCCGGCACUACUCCGGUCGCCACAACUGCAGCUGUAGCCAACACCGACAGGCUGUACGAUGGCACUUCAGGCGGGAGUAAUGUUCUGUACUCGUGCAGUACUGGGUACGCCUUGUCGUCAGGCGAUCAGAGACACACCUGUGUGGCUGGGGCGUGGGUUGGCAAUUUACCUGUAUGUCUAGCUUGUUCUAAUACGUUUACGCCCGUCAUUACAACACCAGAGGCCCUUAACGAGAGAUUGGAGACACUGAAGAAAAAUACCGAACUGUCCGCAAAGAACACCUCUUCCUACAAGCGAAGUCUUGUGUGUGCGUACGAUCCACGGCCUUCUUCCCUAUACGUUGGCACCAUCGGUAUUAUCAUGCUGAUAAAUACAAUGUUACUCUUUAUACAGGAUGACCUUGUGCACUGUAAAUAA